AUGUUUGCUAAUAAUGAAGAAUUUAUAGCUCUUUAAAAAAUAGAAAAAGAGUUACAAGCUGAUCCAGCGCUAUUUAGUAUAUGUAAAUAAAUAGUAUAGUAAAAUUAAAGUAAAAUAUUUUUAAAGUAGAUUUACGAUUAUUGCAAUUUUUUUAUGAAUUUUUCAAAUAACUUCUUUCAAAUUUACAAUUCAAUGAUUCAAUACAAAGGGCAAUUAAAAUUUUGAAUUCUUUUCUUAACAAAUAAAAAUAGAAAAAUAAAGAUGCUUAAAUUAUUGAUUUAGGUCAUUAUAUUAAUUAAAAGUAUUAUGAUAUAAUAGGUAUGAUUUAAUAUAAAUAUCAAGCAAAUUAUUAUGAAAAAGCAAUAUUAGGAGGGAUAGAAGAAGCCAACAAACAUGUUAAUUAUAUUUAUCUGAAAAAAAUUGUUAAAGAUUAUUUUGAUAGCUCUUAAAAUUCAAAUCAAUCUGUUUCUAAAUCUAUUCUAAAUUUAAUUGAAGAAACCUAUAGAAAUUUAUAAGGUUCUCCGCAUUCUGAUUUUGAAGUUUCAUUGUUUGAAAGCUUAAAUCCAGAAGAAUGUGAAUUAUUUACCUAAAUAGUUUCUGAUGAUUAAAAUAAGAAACCUAAAAAAUCUGAAAGUUUAUUUGAUAAAUUUUUAAUCACAUUGUCAACAGAUUACUAAGAAAGAUAUAGGAAUUAAAACUGUAAAAAUGUAUAAGAAUUUUACACUAACUUAAAAAUGUAAAAAGCUGGAGUUGAAAAGAUAUUAGGUUACAUUUUUUAUGAAAACUUGAAUUAAUAUGUAAAUUAAUAAUAUCUUAUAAAUUAAACUUAAAAAGUAAAAUCAAAAAAGAUAGAAUUGUAAAAUAUAUUAACAGAAUUAGAAAAAGAUCUAUUAGAAUAAAAAAGUAAUUAUUUUAGUUUUGUGGAAAUUUAAUAUGUAAAAUAUUUUUACAAAAGUAUAAAAUCAAAAAAAUGUUAAUAAAGUCUUUAGUAAAACUUUUCAUUUAGAAGAAAAUUGUUAGAAUUUAUAAAACAAGAAAUAAAUGCUUCAGAAACACCAAAGAAUUGGAAAAGAUUUCAAUAAAAUACAUGGUAAGAAAUUCAUUCAGAACUUUAUAUUAAUUUGAAUGAUAUGACUACAUAAGAGGAUGCUAUUUUAUAAUUUAAAAUAAUUUAAUCAAUUCAAUAAUUAAUUAUUCAUUUUUUCCGCUUUAGAUGGAAUUAUUUAUUUUUAUUUUGCAUAAUUAUUGUAGAAGCAAACUUUAAAGCAGAUCAACUAGAUAAUAUGAUUAAUAUUGCUUAUGAGAUGAUGAGUUCCACUACAAAAACCAACCUUAAUAUUCCUUUUGGAUAAAUUUUAAGAAUUUAUAAUUAAAAAGCUUAAACUUCAAUAUCUUCAAUAUUUUUAGAAAAAUAUGGAUAAAAUCUAGGUUAUGAUUCAUUAUUAAAUCUUGAAAGCUAAUUGAAAUCUAUUCAUAAUAAAAUAGUUAGGCUUUCUUUAGUUUAACCAAAUUUUUAAAAUAAAAUCAAAUUUUAUGCAGAAUUAAAAAAUUUCGAAUAGAAGUUGAUUAAUGAUUGUAGAGAUUACUUAAAAGUCUAGAGAAGAGUUUUUGAUUAAUUGACAGAUUCUAUAUUAGAUGGAGAAAAGGAGGAAAAAGAAUGGAAAACUGUAUUUUUUAAAAGUCUAACAUUUUAUUCUUAAAAAUUGACUUCUAUUUUUAAAGAAAGACCUUCUAAUGACUUCGCUAUCAAACAAUAAUUUUAACAUUAUACAUAUAAUGUUUAUAAAUUAAAAUAAGAUUAUGAAAAUAAAGCCUUAGAAUAGUUUUAAGAAUUAUUUGCUAGGGAAGAAAAAAUUUGUUCUAUUUGUAUUUAAUUUAUUUAACGAGAUAUUGAAAAAAUAAUUAAUUAAAAUUAAUAAACUCAUACUUAAUUAUAAUAACAUAAAGAACUUAUUUAUAAUUUUGUAGACAUUUUUUAUAAAGAUAAUCCAUUUAUUUUUUUUUUGCCAUCAUUACUAAGAGGAUUAUAUUAUUUUAAACCGAAAUAUCCAUCUGUUGAAAAAAUUGAAAGAGUAAAAUUUUUAGCUGUUGCUUUGAAAGAUAAAGAUUAAAGUGAAAUAAAUAAAUUUUUUGAUUGUCUCACACCUACAAGAGAUUAAAAUAAUUUUGAAUGGUAAUUUAAGAUUUCUUAAUAAAUUUUUAAUUUUUAUUUAAACUUAAAUAUUCCAUCAAAUAUGGAAUAUUAACCUUUGAAUGAACAAUUUCCUAAUUUUAAUUAAAUGAAAACUAUAUAAGAUUAUAAUUCAACUUAAUUCAAUGCAAUAUGUGUUUUUACAUCUAAAUUUUUUAGUUAAGAUACUAAAUUUCAUCUUAAAAAUGAAGAAUCUUUAAGACCAGAAUUUUAAAAAAAAAUUUACUAAUACAUGAAGGAUAAAUCUAAUUUUGAAAGUAUAAAUUAAGACUAAUAAAUAAUGGGAUAAAUGAUAUAAUAUUUUAAUGAGCUAAGACAUUAUAAAUAAUAAUUAAUUAAAGAAGCAACCUAAAGUGGUGAUCAAAAUUUCAUUAAUAAAUGCAUUGAAUUAUUUCAAAAAUAUUUUUAAAAGAAGUCUAUUGUUUCAGAAAUGAUGGAAUUUAAAAAAAAUUAUAAAAUAUCUCUUAAUGAUGUUGAAAAUUAAUCAAUUGCUCAGAUUUUUUUAAAUACUGUUUAAUUCCAGGAAUAAAAGUAGUUAGAUUAAAUAAACAAAAAAAAAUUAGAAGAUUAUCUAAAAUAAUUAAGCAUGCUUCCCGUAAUGCAAAUAUAUGAAAAAAUGUAAAAAGACUAAACGCAAUUAUCAGAUACAUAUCUGAGAGAAAUAAUAAAAAAAAACAUCCAUAAAUUGAAAGAUGAUUUAGAUAAGUAUGUAUUAAAACCUUAAUAAUAAAUAAAGUAAUCAAUAAUAUAGGUAGCAAUAAUUAAUAAAUUUCAUUCAUUAAAAUAAGAUCCAAAAUAUAAAGAUAUAUAAACUGAUGAUUAAUCAGUUUUAGUUUACAUAAAUGAUUAAUUCAAUUUAUAUAUGAAAGGUUUGUUAGGAAAAGUGAUUCAAUCAGUUUUAACUUAAAAACCUGGUUAUGAAUUUAAAGUAUACUAAAAUAAGUAUGCUACUUCAGAUACACAAUCAAUAAGAUACAAACAAUAAAUAGAGAUGUAAAAAAAAUAUGGACCAAAUAAAAAUCAAUAAAGUGAUUAAUCUUUAUUAAUAAGUACAGAAAAUAAACCUUAAUUAAUUUAUGAACUUUGUGAUUAUACACCUGUAUAAAGGUAGGUAGAAUUUAGAAAUUUUUUAAUAGAAAUAGAACCUUAAUAAGAGGAAAAAUUAAAAAACAAGAUAAGAAAAAAUAAGUGGAAAGAAGAACACCCAGAACUUGAAGAGAUUUUAAAAAAGAGAAUCAAAAGAGGAGCAGAAUUAUGGAAUCAAGUAUAAGAUUUUCUUUGUAAAAGAGAAAAUAAUGAUUUUACAGGAGAUUCAGACGAAGAAUCAGAAAAGGUGAAAGAAUAAUAAUAAUAAUAAAUGGAAAACAUAGAUGAUGAUUAGUUAGAUAUAAAAAUAUAAGAUAUAUAACGUAAUUCAGAGCGCCUUUUAAUGGCUGGUAAAACCCAUAUUAGAACAAGGUAAAGAUUGAAAUUAAGUUAUUUAGAUUAAAUAAUAUGGAGGGUGAUAAUCCUUUGUUGACUUAAAAAGUUAUUACAGUAAAAACUGUUUAAUUUGUGCUUGAAUAGCAUCCCUAUUUUAGCAAAAGUAAAAUAUUAUACAAAUCUUAUAUCUUAUGA
Molecule: messenger RNA, 3808 nt
Organism: Paramecium sonneborni
Lineage: Eukaryota; Ciliophora; Oligohymenophorea; Peniculida; Parameciidae
Source: the annotation of a GenBank genome assembly